Molecule: messenger RNA, 1479 nt
Organism: Cannabis sativa
Lineage: Eukaryota; Viridiplantae; Streptophyta; Magnoliopsida; Rosales; Cannabaceae
Exons: 1
Coding region: 1-1479 (492 amino acids)
Molecular function (GO): protein dimerization activity
Source: RefSeq, a predicted model, not a curated record
AUGUCAAUUGUUUUAAGAUUUGUUGAUAAAGAUGGUUAUGUGCAAGAACGUUUUUUUGGGCUUAUUCAUGUCAAAGACACUGCUGCUAUAACAUUAAAAGAAGGUAUUUUCUCUAUACUCUCUAAUUAUAGUCUUGAUGUUCAAUCUAUUCGUGGACAAGGUUAUGAUGGCGCAAGUAAUAUGCGUGGACAAUGGAAUGGUUUGCAAGCUUUAAUUUCAAGUGAAUGUCCUUAUGCUUACUAUGUUCAUUGUUUUGCACAUCGUUUGCAAUUGGCAUUAGUUGCUGCAUCUAGAGAAGUUAUUCCUGUCCAUCAAUUUUUUACAAAGUUAAAUUCUAUUGUUAAUAUUGUUGGUGCUUCAUGUAAACGCAAUGACCAACUAAAAGCUGCUCAUGCUACAAAUAUUGCUCAUUUACUUGAGAUUGAUGAACUAGAAAGUGGGAAAGGACUCAAUCAAAUUGGUUCUUUACAAAGGGCAGGUGAUACUCGUUGGAGUUCUCAUUUAAAAUCUAUUUCUAGUUUGAUAAAGAUGUUUAGUGCAACAUGUGAAGUUUUAUUGAAUAUUAUUGAAGAUGGUACUACUUUUGCUCAACGAGGAGAUGCAGAUGCAGCUUAUGAGUCAUUAACUUCUUUUGAAUUUGUUUUCAUUUUGCAUCUUAUGAAAUUUUUUUUGGAGAUUUCUAAUAUACUAUGUCAAGCUUUACAACUUCAGUCUCAAGAUAUUUUAAAUGCAAUGCAUCUUGUUUCAUCUACUAAGACUCUCAUUCAGAAAUUGAGAGAAGAUGGAUGGGAUGAAUUAGUUUAUGAGGUGAAAUCUUUUUGUGAACGUGUUAAUAUACCUGUCCCAGAUUUUAAUGCUCACUAUACUACAAAAAGAGGAAGAAGUCGUGGUCAACAAGAUGCAAUUACAGUGGAGCAUUAUUACAGAGUUGAUCUUUUCAAUUCAGUGAUAGACUUUCAACUACAAGAAUUAAACAACAAAUUCAAUAAUAAUACAGUGGAGUUACUCAUUCUUAGUUCAGCUUUAGAUCCGAGAGAGAUACACACAUCAUUCAGAAUUGAUGAUAUUUGCAAGUUGGUACAAAAAUUUUACCCAAGAGAUUUUACAGAAUACGAGAUGGUACAACUAAGGACGCAAUUUGAACAUUUUGCUCAUGUACGAGAACUUCCUGAUUUUGCUGUUUUGGCAACUAUUUCUGAUUUAUGUCAGUGGUUGGUAAAAACUAGAAAAGCAGAGAUUUUUCCAAUUGUCUAUAAAGUGAUAACUCUUAUUCUUACACUUCCGGUUUCUACAGCUACCACAGAACGAUCUUUUUCAGCUAUGAAUAUAGUGAAGACUACACUUCGCAACAAGAUGGAAGAUGAAUUUUUAAGUGAUUGUUUGCUCGUAUAUAUUGAAAAAGAAAUCGCCAAAAAAUUUAGUAUAGAUUCACUUAUCGAUGAUUUUCGUGAUAUGCAAGAAAGACGUUCUGUAUUUUAA